Cavia porcellus (domestic guinea pig) is the source of this 1893-nucleotide messenger RNA. It is a transcript of the gene Pcyt2, whose product is annotated as phosphate cytidylyltransferase 2, ethanolamine. Gene Ontology annotation, biological process: phosphatidylethanolamine biosynthetic process. Gene Ontology annotation, cellular component: cytoplasm. NCBI's taxonomy places the organism in Eukaryota, Metazoa, Chordata, Mammalia, Rodentia, Caviidae. The record is from RefSeq and is a predicted model, not a curated record. Gene Ontology annotation, molecular function: ethanolamine-phosphate cytidylyltransferase activity. Bases 109 to 1323 code for a protein of 404 amino acids. The transcript has 14 exons.
UGGCUGCGCGCGGCGGGUGAGGUCCGCGUGACUGCUGUGCGGUCCGACAGCCAGGCGGGGCCGCGGUGCUCAGAGUUUCCCGAGCUCCCCGUCCGCCACCUCGGGACUAUGAUCCGGAACGGGCACCGGACGGUGGACAGCGACGGGCGGCCAGGUCCGGCGGGUGGAAGCGCCGUGCGCGUGUGGUGCGAUGGCUGCUAUGACAUGGUACAUUAUGGCCACUCCAACCAGCUGCGCCAGGCACGGGCUAUGGGCGACUACCUCAUUGUGGGUGUGCAUACUGACGAGGAGAUCGCCAAGCACAAGGGGCCUCCGGUGUUUACCCAGGAAGAGAGAUACAAAAUGGUUCAGGCCAUCAAGUGGGUAGAUGAGGUGAUACCUGCCGCUCCUUAUGUCACUACACUGGAGACACUGGACAAGUACAACUGUGACUUCUGUGUUCAUGGCAAUGACAUCACACUGACUGUAGAUGGCCGUGACACUUACGAGGAAGUGAAACAGGCAGGGAGGUACAGAGAAUGCAAACGCACCCAGGGUGUGUCUACCACAGAUCUCGUGGGCCGCAUGCUGCUGGUGACCAAGGCUCAUCACAGCAGCCAGGAGAUGUCCUCUGAGUACCGCGAGUAUGCAGACAGCUUUGGCAAGCCCUCUCACCCAACACCUGCCGAGGACACACUUUCCUCAGAAGGCUCCUCCCAGUGCCCUGGGGGGCAGAACCCCUGGACAGGGGUGUCCCAGUUCCUACAGACAUCUCAGAAGAUCAUCCAGUUUGCUUCUGGAAAGGAGCCUCAGCCAGGGGAGACCGUCAUCUAUGUAGCUGGAGCCUUCGACCUGUUCCACAUUGGACACGUGGACUUCCUGGAGAAGGUGCACAAGCUGGCAGACAGGCCCUAUGUCAUCGCUGGCCUGCACUUUGACCAGGAGGUCAACCGGUACAAGGGGAAGAAUUAUCCCAUCAUGAACCUGCACGAGAGGACACUGAGUGUGCUGGCCUGCCGGUAUGUGUCUGAAGUAGUGAUUGGGGCACCAUAUGCAGUCACAGCAGAGCUUCUGGGUCACUUCAAGGUGGACCUGGUAUGUCACGGGAAGACAGAGAUUGUGCCUGACAGGGAUGGAUCUGAUCCCUACCAGGAGCCCAAGAGAAGGGGCAUCUUCCACCAGAUUGACAGUGGCAGCAACCUUACCACAGACUUGAUUGUGCAGAGGAUCAUCAAGAACAGGUUAGAGUACGAGGCACGAAACCAGAAGAAAGAAGCCAAGGAGCUGGCCUUCCUGGAGGCCAUAAGGCAGCAGGAGGCACAGCCCAUGAGGGAGGCCGAGUAGGGAUCCUGGGCCCUGCGGCGCCCACUGCGCUCUGCUUCUGCAUCUAAGUACCCACAAAUCUAAAGGAAGCCACAGCAUCAGCCUGGCUGGCCACAGAGGGCCAAUGAGGAGGAUGUUCCUUCUCCUGCCUGCAAGGUACCUGUCCUGCAGCAGGCCCUCAGCCCUCUCCAUACAGGAGCAGCCCAGCUUGCGUGAUGCGCAGAGGGCACCUGCAACCCAAGGGGUGCUGCUCCGGUCUGCUGCUGCUGCUGACUGGGUUCCAGCUGCAGCUCCCCUCUCUUGGACAGGCAUGCCCUGCCUCUUGGCUGGAGGCUGUACUGUCUACCCAGCUUUUGAAGGUGGGGAGCAGAGGGGACAGCCUUGGGGAGCUGUGGCUCUGGGGCUGGCGACCCCCAAGUUGGCACACUCUGCCCUGCAGCACAUCCAGCACCCCUUGCCUGGCUCUGGGAAGACUUAAGUGUGCCCCGCCCAUCCGGCUAGCCUCCUCAACCUCUCUGGACUUCUGGUUCUCCACUCUGUACCUCGGGCUGGUGUAAUUCACUGCAACUGAAUAAAGCUUGUGGGACGUGC